Molecule: messenger RNA, 2103 nt
Organism: Sinocyclocheilus rhinocerous
Lineage: Eukaryota; Metazoa; Chordata; Actinopteri; Cypriniformes; Cyprinidae
Product: chromosomal protein D1-like
Exons: 2
Coding region: 897-1478 (193 amino acids)
Molecular function (GO): DNA binding
Source: RefSeq, a predicted model, not a curated record
AUCAGCUUCAGACCACUUUGACGCAGCUGUUGGGGACGGUACCUAUUGGCUGACUUUGUGCCCUGACCACACGGAGCGACCAAUCCAAAGCCAGCCUAGGUUCACGACCCCUAUACAUUUCUCCCGAGGCUUCGAUGCGAAUCUGUUCCAUGAAACCAUUUUACGGGUUAGCCUGCCAUCUUGUGCUCAUUAAUGCCAAACGCUUUGGUGAUGGAUGUUGCCCCGGAGCGGCUCAUACGAGACAUGUUGUUUGUAUUCUUUUUCUGCAGAGAACAUAAUUAUAUUUUACAGCGUGAACAUGAAGAGAAUGUAUAGGCGUUGUUUAUUUUUAAAAUUAGAUACAGUUUGGUACUAUAUCUGUAAAAUAUGUAGGCUGUAUGAUUCAUUACAUGAUUCAUAUGUAUAUCAUUAUGUUUGUACUUAGUGUCAUAUGGAGCAUAUUUCAGCAUAUUUUUCUUAUGCGUCCUUGAUGGUGAUCUUAUUUAAUAAUUUAUCCAAUGCGUUCAUUUAGCAUUUUUGCAUAACCUGAAAUGACAAAAUCUGAUCUAAAACAUUGUACAGUGACCUGAAAAUCAAAGCAAACUUGUGGAUAAUUCGUGACCAUAUUAUAUAAUGUGCGUCACAUUUUCUCUCAACCAUAUGUUCAUGUCUGUUGUUCUACCCAGCGCCUCAAGCCAUGAAACCAAACAGUUAUGAUUAAGUUAUACACAAAGCAGAGGAUCUCUUCAAAAAGUCCCCUGGAUCUGAGUAGGCAAAGAGUGACUGUCCCUCUCCUUUCUGCUGGUGCUUUGAGACAUCAGAUACGGAACAUCAACCUCCACCAUCUGAUUCUCAGCACCAAACAGAAGAGUGUGGCACUGAUACGCCUGAAGUUGUGAGCGAGAAGCUACAACGUGAUGGAGGUUGAGAAUAAAGAAGGAACCGAGAGCCCUCUGCCCAACGGCAGCACCCAUCCACCCAAACGUGGACGAGGCAGACCACGAGGGUCACUCAAUAAGAAGGUCACUGCCAAGAAACACAGUGCCAGGCCAUCAAACAAGAUGAACAACUUUUCACCUGACAAAGACGCACAGACCAAUGUGAAGAAACGUGGUCGACCAAAAAAGAUAAAACUGCCUGGUAGGCCAAGAAAGAUCCCGCUCACGCCUGAGGAAGAAUCAGAGAGACUUCACAGGUUGAGUUUACAGCGCAAGCGGAGACUGUCAAAGCCGCUCGGAAGACCACGCAUUCAUCCCAUCGCCAAAAGUCCCAAGGUAAAAAGAGGUAGAGGAAGACCACGCAAGUACGGCGCCAAAUCCGGUUCGCAAAGUGGCAGAGCCAAACAAGCUGGCGUCGAAAUCAGCCUUGAUGCCGCCAGCGGCCCUCCACGAAAGAGAGGGAGGCCAGCGGGCUCGUUGAAGAAAAAGAGGGGUCGUCCUGCAGGUUCUACCAAGGUUGCAAGCGGAGACAGUCAAAGCCCCUUGGAAAACCAAGCAUAAAUCCCAUCAUCGAAGGUCCCAAGGUAAAAAGGGCAAGAGGAAGACCGCACAAGUAUGGCGCUAAAUCUAGUUCGUAAAGUGGCAGAGACGAACUAGCUAGCGUCAAAAUCAGCCGUGAUGUCGCCAAUGGUCCUCCACGAAAGAGAGGGAGGCCUCAAUGUCUUGUUUUAAUGGAUAAGGUAGAGAAAAUCUACAAUUGCAAAUUGUGUUUGGAAAGAUGGGAAUAUAAAAUUCUGAAGAAAUCAUAUUAAAAAAAAAAGAGUUUCUGAGUGAGAUGAGGACUAUUAAUGUCUACAGCCUCAUGUUUUUCUUUAUUCUGGGCUUGAAGGACGUUUCCCAGCUCUGGAUAAAAUCUCACUAUAAUAGGGAAGUUAAGCACCCAUCAGAGACUAUAGACUAGUUAUUUUCACUUCAUGUAUCUUGAAAAUCCAGUGUGUUUUUCUACUCUAUGAUGUGCUGGAUGGACUUACUGUCUUAACAGGAUACAAAUUUAGUCACAUUAUUUGAUAGAAUAUCAGCCAAUUUGCAUUUCCUCAUUCAUCAUCAUACAUUUUAAUGGAUAGCAUACAAUAAAGGCAAUCAAAUAUGUACCUCUGUCUUUUAUUGAAUAAAUUGUUAUACUUUU